CUGUGAACGUUACUCAUGGCAGUGUGUUGCUGAGCAGCAGCCAGUCGUGUUUUUCCCCUCGCCAAGCUCACUCUCUCUCUCUCAUCCUCUGCUCUGACUGUCUUGCACGCUCUCUUUGGCUCGGUGGACAGACGAGACUCUUCUGCUCCUCUUUUCUUAUUGUCUGUUAUUUCAUUCCUCUUCUUUUAUCUGUUGCUUUUUUUCCCCCAUUUCUCCCUCUUUCUUCUCUAAGCCCUGUGCCAGGAGCAUUAGUGGGGGUCCCGGAGUGUGUGUUUGAGAGUGUGUGUGUGUGUGUGAGUGUGUGUGUGUGUGUGUGCUGGGGGGGGGUUUGGCAUGGAAGCAGUGGCACUGUAUACGUUUCGUGCCACUGAGGGCGAUGAACUCAGUUUCAACAAAGGAGACUUGCUUAAGAUCACCAACAUGGAGGAUGAUCCGAACUGGUACACAGCUGAGCUCCACAGCAGAAAAGGCUUUGUGCCAAAAAACUACAUCAACCUGCGGCCACAUGCCUGGUUUGCCGGUCGUAUAUCUCGCGGGGUGGCAGAAAGUCGACUCAGACACAGGGAGUGUGGAGCUUUUUUGGUCAGAGAGAGUGAGAGCGCUCCUGGGGAGUUUUCCAUGUCUGUCAGUUAUGGGGACCAUGUUCAGCACUUCAAGGUGCUGCAGGAUCGGUGUGCUCAGUACUACGUGUGGGAUGAGCUCUUCUCCUCGCUGAAUGAGCUGGUGGAGUUCUACCAUAGCAACAGCAUUGCCAAGGAGAGGACUGUCUUUCUGAGGGACCCCGAGCACUUUGCCAGGCGUCCUCACCAUGCCCACGCUCUCUUCGACUUCACCGGUCACCACCCCUCCCAGUUACGCUUCCUGCGUGGUGAUGUCAUUGAACUAAUUGACUGCUCUGAUUCGCAGCGAUGGAGGGGCCGUUGCCAUGGACGCGUAGGCUCCUUCCCCCCGGAGUAUGUCCAGCCCAUUUACCAACAAUGACCUGACAUGUCAAUCAAACACACAACCCGCAGCCUCAUCAGUGAGCUGUCUUGACCCCGCCUCCCUCACACUGCUCCCCUGCUCUUCACUUGCCUGUUUUUUGGGGGUUUUCUUAGUUUUUUUUGGAGUGGACGUCUGACGAGCUGCCACUGAACUGCUCAUUAUGUGACUGACUGCUCCCAUUUUACCUGUGAAGCCACCUGUCAAUCACAAGCCUUGCCCAAUCAGCUGCUACAGGCUCAUUCAUCGCUUCUACCUGAUUCCACAACUGCACUCUUCAAACAUGUAAAAAUAAAUAUUCCAGAUAUGGACCUAUACACUGUGGAGAACUCAUAUACACAUACACACACAUACACACACACACACACACACACACACACACACACACACACACACACACACACACACACAUACAGACACACACAGACAGACAAACACUCCCAGGCAUAAUCAUUUAUUACAGCUUAUCAGGACUGGUGCAGACUAAAUAAAGGCACCACUCACACACCAACCUGAUGGAAAAUAGUGUGUGGCCCACGGGAGCUUGGAUUUUCUCCGCUGUGGAUGAGUCAGGAUUUGCUCCAGUAUUUUACCGCCGUUCCAAUGAGGAGAUCUGGUCAGUUGAGCUGAGAAACACAGAGAGAGUCAUUGUGUGAAUAUUUGGGCCAGACACUCAGAGUAUACUGACACGGCAGAUUCCUCUCUCUCUCUCUCUCUGGGCUGGUGUGGGUGUGUGUGUUUGUGUUUAAGUGUGCGUGGAGGGGUUCGUGUGUAAAAUGUGAGUCUGAGUUGAAUGUGUUGUGUGCUAAUGAGAAAGUGAAUGCAUGGGUGUAUGAGUUUGGUGGGGU
Messenger RNA from Scomber japonicus (chub mackerel), 1829 nucleotides. RefSeq names its product GRB2 related adaptor protein a (gene grapa). Gene Ontology annotation, molecular function: protein binding. Bases 334 to 981 code for a protein of 215 amino acids. NCBI's taxonomy places the organism in Eukaryota, Metazoa, Chordata, Actinopteri, Scombriformes, Scombridae. The transcript has 5 exons. The record is from RefSeq and is a predicted model, not a curated record.